AUGUCACAAUUGUUAUACAAAUAUUUCUUACAAAAAACAAACCUAGAUCAUUUAGUUACAUUUGGAGAUGCUAACCAUGAUCCUUAUUUUGAAGAGAUCCCGGAAAACGAAUUACAUUUCUAUCAACGGAAAGGAGCUAGAAGGAGAAGAAAAUUGCCUGAAUUCAUUCCCAAGCACGAUUUAAAGAUUUUGAACAGUGUCAAAAACAGAGCUUAUCAUUUAGACUUACUGUUGAAUUUGUGUGGAUUAAGAAUUGGUUGGGCUGGGGUCAUUGGGUUGAUUCCUUGGAUAGGUGAUAUUAUUGCCUUUUAUUUUGCAUUGCAAUUAGUUAGAAAGGCUAGAACUAUAGAUGGAGGGUUACCAAAAGGGUUGGAAGCAGAAAUGAUGGCGAAUGUCAUGUUUGAUUUUGGUAUUGGAUUAAUUCCAAUUGUUGGUGACUUUAUCAACGUCUUAUAUAAGUGUAAUUCAAGAAAUUUCAUAUUGUUGGAGAAGUAUUUGGUCAAGAAGUAUAAUACUGUUGCAAAUCCGCUUCCUCCGUCUAACCCUGUUGUUACAGAAACUCCCAUUAAUAAUUCUUUAAACCCUCCGUCGAAUCCAUCUGGUAGGAAGACGCCGACAGCCAAUAUUUCGAAUCGCCCACCUAACCCGCCUCCUAGAGAUUUAUAA
Molecule: messenger RNA, 666 nt
Organism: Candida albicans SC5314
Lineage: Eukaryota; Fungi; Ascomycota; Pichiomycetes; Serinales; Debaryomycetaceae
Exons: 2
Coding region: 1-666 (221 amino acids)
Source: RefSeq, a predicted model, not a curated record